Diplodia corticola is the source of this 762-nucleotide messenger RNA. RefSeq lists its product as uncharacterized. Lineage: Eukaryota; Fungi; Ascomycota; Dothideomycetes; Botryosphaeriales; Botryosphaeriaceae. Bases 1 to 762 code for a protein of 253 amino acids. The record is from RefSeq and is a predicted model, not a curated record. The transcript has a single exon.
AUGGCGCAGCCUACGGACCUCUUCGGGGCCGACGGCACGCCUCUCCACGAGGACAACGUUUAUCAGGACAUCCUCAGCAAGCACAUGGACCAGAUCUGCGACUUCGAGGACCGCUACCGCCAAAUGGGCACGCAGUGGAACCUCACCGACGUCCGUGUCCGCGACGGGGCCCCGGAGCUGGACCCCGCCACGAACCUCGGAGCGCGGUAUGCGCGCGACUUCUUCGACGUCCGCGACGAGCACGCCCCCGUCCGCGAUGUCGGCCACGAGAUCGAGGCGCUGAUCGCCGACGCGCGCAGCCGCAUCCGCCGCGGCCACUACAGGUUUGUCAAGAUGCUCCUCGAUGAGAUUGACUGGUGCAUGGCGGAUCUGAAGCGCAGGCUGGACCUGGCUGACGAUGCGACCCAAGAGGCUGACCGUUUGCACAUGGAGCGCGUUGCGACGGUCGCCAUCCGCGGUGCCCAGGGCAUCCAGUUCAGCGCGAGGGAGGCCGGGCUGAGGCGCUGGGAUAGGACGCUGCCUGCGGUUCCAGUGACUGGGACUUUCAUGGCGCCUCUGUCCAAUUUCGGAGUUGCGUCCCUUUUCCUCCCUGCCGAGGCAGCCGAGGAGAUGAGCUUCGCUGAGCACAUCUUCAUCAGCAGGUACUUUGGCGACCCAGAGGCUCCCGGUUUGCCUCGCGGCUAUGAAGCUAACCCUUCUCUAUUCGAGCAGAGGAAUGAUGUCAUCUGGGCCUCUAACCCUGACUUGCGGGACUUGCCGUAG